AGCAAGCUGGAGCACCCUUGGGAGACACAGAGGGGGCUUUAGUGUGCGCAAUCAGGGAUGUCAAAAGCUUCCAGGCUGGUCAGACCCCACUCCAAGCUGCCGUCUCCGAGGAAGGAAUGCCCCGGAACGGCCAGUCGAUCGCGGGUGGGGGAGAAGCUGAUGAGGGCAGGUAGCGAUGGGACUGCGAACAGGCAAAAGUCGCUGACCGUUGCCGUGACGAUGGACAAGGGGCAAUGUGAGAGUGAGAUCCAAGCAUCCAGUCAGGAGGAGAGGAGAGAGGACAUGACAGUUCCAAAGAGCAAGAUCAGUCCACCAAAAGUGUCCAGUCAGCAUGGAGGCACCUCUAACAAGCAAAGCAAGAGCAACCUGAAGGUAACUUCCCUUGACGACAGCGAGCAGGUGAGCCGCAGGCAGCCGUCCCCCAACGGGAGCCACCCAUCCAGCAGGGAGCGAGAUGCUAAGAUCAGCCGGACCCUCCCGCGCAGACACACAGUAGGAGGUGCGCGGGGGUCCAAAGAGAUCCUCGCCAUGCAGCCGUCCGACAUGGACAAGAAGAGGGAGGCCUUCCUGGAGCAUCUCAAGCACAAGUACCCCCACCACGCAUCAGCCAUCAUGGGCCACCAGGAGAGGCUACGUGAGCAUAGCAGAAGCCCGAAGCACGGCCCCAGCCCUCAGCCUGGAGCAGGGGACCAGGUGGACCACAUCUCCCUGGCCUCGCUCGACUCACUGGAGGCCAUGUCUGAGGGAGACACGCCCAGCGCCUUCACCCGGGGCAGUCGGGUUCGGGCCAGCCUGCCUGUGGUACGCUCCACCAACCAGACCAAGGACCGCUCACUAGGUGUGCUGUACCUGCAAUACGCCGACGAGACCAAGCAGAUCCGCAUGCCCAACGAGGUGACCAGCAUAGACACAGUGCGCGCUCUGUUUGUCAGUGCCUUCCCUCAGCAGCUCACCAUGAAGAUGCUGGAGUCGCCCAGUAUGGCCGUUUAUGUGAAAGACGACAUGAGAAACGUCUACUACGAGCUGUCAGACGUCAGAAAUAUCACGGACCACUCCUGUUUGAAAGUGUACCACAAGGACCCAGCUCAGGUGUUCAACCACGGAGCCAGGCCGACCAAUGGGGAUGCCAGGAUGCAUGGGGACAUGGUACAUCCUGGCCCACACCCUCUAAGGCAGCCACCCAUGGGACCACCCCCACACCACCCGAUGCAGGGAGCUCCCCCCACCCCUCACUCCAUGCCCCCUUCCCCCUCGAGGAUCCCUUUUGGCCCACGACAGAGCUCCCUGCCCAGCAGCGCCACUAUGCCCAGGGACAGACUGUCUAAUGCCAGCGCCACGGUGCGCUCUAUCUCGCCCUGCCCCAGUGCUAUCCUGGAGAGGCGGGACGUGAAGCCCGAUGAGGACAUGCCCAGUAAAAGUCACACUCUAACCCGGGGGGGAAGUGAGGGAAUAUAUGCAGACCCUUACAUGCUGGCUAAUGCCCAUGGACCACACCCCAGUCCUGGUCUGGAUGGUCCUGAGCAUGAUAUGAGGUCAUUCCACCGUGCUUCUAUUCGCUCCACUGGCUCUUAUAGUGGCCCCAGCCCCACAGACACCAUAGACCACCCUUCUCUAUACAGACAGAAGUCCAGAAACAGCCAACUGCCUACUUUGGGCUCCAAGACGCCUCCCCCGUCCCCCCACCGCAUGGCUGAAGUACGCAUGAUUGACAUCCAUGGACCUCCACAUGGAAUAUCUCCACAUGGAAUACCACCACAUGGAAUGCCCCCUCACGGAGUACCCCCUCAUGGAGUACCCCCUCAUGCAGUACCACCCCAUGGGGUACCACCUCAUGGGGUUCCCAUGGAGAGGGGCUCACCUGUGCGCCAGUCUUUUAGGAAGGAUGAUGGAGCAGGCCCCAAGGCCCGGGCCAACAUGGGUUCCCCAGUGAUCGCAGAGGUCCCAAGUCACCCUCAGGGUCCCAUCCCUGCAGCUAAUGACAAACAGACACGAGAGCGAAUGAAGGCUAUGGAGCAACAGAUUGCCAGCUUGACUGGUCUUGUUCAGCAUGCACUUUUAAAGGGCCCAAAUACUAGUGGCACCAAGGAGUCUAUAAGCGAGAGACCACCAAAGACAUCCUCCCCUGCUCACAGCGUUCACAGCUCCAGUGGCUCUCCAGUGUUGGCCCCUAAGACCCCCACAGCCCCAACGGACAAGGCCCCCAUAAAAGUCAACCUCCUGCAGUUCAGGAAGAAUGUCUCUGACCUUAGGAUGCAGCUCCAUCAAAUGAGACAGCUCCAGCUCCAGAACCAGGAAGCGCUACGACUGCAGCUGAAGAAGGCCGAGCAGGAGAUCAACAUAAAACUAACAGAAGCCAUGCAGCGCGCAGACGACCCGGUGCAGAAGCAAAGAACUAUGGUGGAAGAAGAUCGCCACAAGUAUCUAACACUAGAGGAGCGUGUUCUCACACAGCUCAGUGAGCUGGAGCAGUAUGUGGGCUCAUUGCAGAAGGACAGCAGUGGGACCCAGCGAACAGUGACCCUAAAAGAUGUGGAGGAGGGGGCCGUCACUCUCAGGAAAGUGGGAGAGUCACUGGCUGGCCUCAAAGGGGAAUUUCCAGCUCUUCAGACCAGGAUGCGGGCUGUGCUGCGAGUGGAAGUGGAGGCGGUGAAGUUUUUGAAGGAAGAGCCUCAUAAACUGGACAGCAUGCUGAAGAGGGUCAAAACGCUCACAGACAUACUCAGCGGACUCAGGAAAGGUGCAUCUGAAAACCCUCAGAAGACACCUGUUGUCACUAAUAAUCCAGCAGACAGUAGCCCCCUUCCAGCUGAGACUCCCACCAAUUCCCCUCCAGUAUCAGCCCCUCCUAGCUCCACUCCCCCCGCAUCAGAGCCCCAAAACCCCACCAUCAAAUCUGAGGUCAUGCCCUCCUCCCCUGUUGUCAUCCAACAAGUCCAGAGCUCCAUGGUCUUAAUACAGCAGUCACAACAGUCGGCAGCACUGACCACCCAGCCGGGCCCACCUCUCAGACCUAGCCCCACAAACUCCCCCAGUCCCAUCCAAAACAAGGCUCAAGGCCGGGAGUCACCCAAGGGCGUCUCCGUGGACCCACCCAUCCAGAAGAAGACCAAUGGGAAUCCAGCAAGUAACGGCAAUGGCACUUUCCACAAGGAUAUGGUCAUAGAGGAGCUGCAGAAUAACCCGGACAAGAGUAAAAAUAGAGCGUUGUCAAUAAAGGCUGCAGAGAAGGAAUGGGAGGAGAGGAGGCAGAACAUGGGCCACUACGACGGAAAAGAGUUUGAGAAAAUUCUUCAGGAGGCUCAGGCAAACAUGAUGAAAGGAAUUCCUAAUCUUGAAGUGGAAGAGAAGCAGGCAAUUCAUCCUGCUGCUCCAGUGGAACAACCAAACACUCCCAACACUGUAGAAUCUUUAACAGAAGAGUUGAAGCCUGAAAAUUACAUAGAAAAGCCUGGCAAAAAAGCACCUGAAAAACUUCCCAAGCCUUCCAAGCCCACAUUGGAAAGAUCAUCCAGAGUGAACAGUGAUCAGCCUCCUUUGAUGAGACAAUCAUCUAAAGACAAUAGCACCAAGACUGGAUCUGAGAAGGUCAACAAGUCCCCUCCACCUCCCCCUCCCCGAAAAACCUUCUCCACCAGCCCCACCUCAGGCAUGACCACUGCCCGCUCUGGAGAGGUGGUCUUCACACGCAAGGAGUCCACAUCAACACAGGAGGUUGAGGAAGAGCCUCCACCUCCAUCACCCCAACCAAGGUCACCCAAAGUUCCCCUGGAGACCAAACCGAAGCCAAGCACCCCUCCCCCUGCUACUCCUCCCAUCACUCCCCCAGCCCCAAAAGAGGAGGAAGACGAGGGGGACAAGAUCAUGGCAGAGCUCCAGGUUUUCCAGAAGUGUUCAAAUAAAGAUGUAGAGGUGAAAAAUGUGAUUGAACCCACACCUCGUAUUGAGCCUCAAAUCAGGGAGCUAAGAACGGGGACGAUAUUGCCCCUAAAAGAUAAAAAGACAACAGAGCCAAAACGGGAGGAGAAAGAUCCAGAAACGGAUGAAAAUGGCAAUACUACACUUCGACAAAGCCAAGGGGUAAUUUACUACGUCACCGGACAGAUUCCCAAAGAACCUACCCCAACGGGACAAGAGGAUGCCCCUGAACCCCCGCGAGAGCCCCUCCCGCCUCCAUCUCAGGUCUCAAAUGUCAAUGUUAAUUCCGGUUCUUCAGAACAACAGCAGCAGCAACAACAACAGCAGCAUCAGCAGCAGCAGCAGCAGCAACAACAACAGCAGCAGCAGCAGCGACCAAAGUCACCCAAGUCACCUACAUCACCUCCACCCAUUUCUCCAAAACCGGUCGGACUGAACGGAUUCAAACUUCCUCGGAAAAACAUGAGGCGCUCCGAAUCCAUGAAGACAAGUACCGAAAUGGAGAAGGGAAAUUUGCGCAACAAAAUAAACAGCGAAAAGAAAAAAGAAAAAAUUGUUCAAGAACAUAAACCUAUCAUAACCGAGUCUUUAUCGGUUGUGAAGAGUGAUAAGGAGAUAACAGCAAGGGUGGUUAACGUGGACAGAGCGCCCGCUAAAGGUCAUUUUGAGGAGAUGAACGAAGACGCCAGUCUUAGCCCGGAUUUGCCAGGAGAAGAAGCCCCUCCACCACCUGAUAACAUCGCAUUUAAGAUCACCAACUCCAAAGUUCAGCCCUUAUCCACUGGGGAAUACCAGGAAUUGGUGAAUGCGAAAAAGGGCAGCGUACAAACUGUAACCGUAGGCAACGCAGCAAGCAAACCCAACUCACCUGUGGAUUCUGACGCUCCACAGGAUAACGGCUUCAACAAGAAACCAGUUAUAAUAAUAUUCGAUGAGCCUAUGGACAUCAGGUCAGCUUAUAAAAGACUGUCCACUAUCUUUGAGUGCGAGGAGGAGCUGGAGAGGAUGCUAGCAGAGGAGACAAUAGAGGAGGAGAGCGAAGAGUCAGAUAGUGAAAAGAGAGGUGGGCAGCAGGCAAAAACUGGGGAUGUGGUAGAUGGCAAAAAGUCUGGUAUGGACUUAUCUUCAUCAUCAUCAUCCUCUAUCAGUGAAAUAUCAGACAGUACUGGGAAUCUAGAAUCAGGUGGGGACGGUAAGGAUGGCAAGAAAAAAUUCAAGUUUAAAUUUCCCAAGAAACAACUGGCAGCUUUGACUCAAGCGAUCCGAACAGGGACAAAAUCUGGGAAGAAGACGUUACAAGUGGUUGUUUACGAAGAUGAGGAGGAAUCCGAUGGUACGGUUAAACAGCACAAAGAGGCGAAACGAUUUGAGAUUUCACGUUCCAAAUCUUUAGCAGAAAGGUCAUCGCCGGCCCUGCCACAGCUCAAAAAGCAGAACUCUGAAUCUCAAUGCCGCACGGAUGAGAUUCGUAAGAACACGUACAAGACGCUAGACAGUUUGGAGCAGACUAUUAAACAACUGGAGACCACCAUAAGUGAGAUGGGGCCUCUUUCGCCGGAUGAUAUUGCUCACGCUGAGGAGAGUAACGGCAAAGGCAAGAAAUCAGAUACAAGUUUGAAAAGAUCUACGUCACUACCUACUUCUAAAGCCCCUGGCCCAAAGGUACCACUGAAAAGCGCACUGAAGAAACCUAAAGUCCUCCCCCGCCCUGUAGUCACCCCCACAACCGACACCGCCAGUACUACAACUUCUACUACCACUACUACCACUACUACUACAUCAUCCGACCCCAGUGAUCCCAGUGCCCCCUGCUCCAUACAACAGAAUGCCAGUGUCGCUUCCCCAACUAGUCGGAUGCCCGUCCCUUUGUCCGCGAAGUCCAGGCAGUCGUCCGCAGAAAAAGCAGGAAAACAGCAAAAACUGCAGGACGCACAAAGGCAGUUCCGACAGGCUAACGGAAGUGCUAAAAGAGUGGGAGGGGAUCAUAAAACCACUUCCCAGACUGUACCUGUGUCUAAAAUCCCUGCUUUUUAUCCUAGCUCUACUAAAGGCAGCUCCCAGUGUGCGCCGGACCAUGCCACUAACAACACUAACUCCUUUUCCUCCUCAUCUUCAUCCUCUGUUACCAUAACCAAGUCCUCCAUGUUGCCUGCCCGCUCCAGCUCGCUCCCCCACCCCACCUCACACAUCCCCUCCCUGUCUAACGGAUCCCUCAAACUCUCCUCCUCCUCGCAGCACACAGGUAAAUCUCUCUCGUUCUCCACGCAGAAUGGGCGAGUGCACCCCUCUUCCUCCUCCUCCUCCUCUUCCUCACCCGUCUCCACCCCCUCCCCUCUGUCGCCCACCCCUCUGGGCCCGGGCGGGAAGAGCAUCCGCACCAUACACACACCGAGCUUCAACAGCUACAGGGCGCACAACGGCAGCAGCAGCGGAAAGUCCUGCAUCCCAACCGCCGCUAAGGACACUGCCUAGCCCCGCCCACCAUGGUAGUCACAUCACAUCUUUCAUACACGUUUUUGUGUUGUGUUUUUUUUUUAUGCACUUCCUGUAUUUUGACACUGGCCCUGUCACUUAAUCUGUGGUUUCAACUUCCGCUUGCAAGAUAUUUUAGUCAUAGAAUCUUGUUGCCACUAUAAAAGUUGUCUGGUUUUAAAAAAAUCUAUUUUUCUUGAUGUAGCAAAAUGAAUAGGGACUUGAUGUACAAUCAUGUGUAAAAUGAGUUUUAUUUUUCAAAACAGAGGUUAGAUAACCAUAGUAUAUUUAAUCUUAUAUAUUUCCUAUUUUGCUUUAAAACAACCCUUGUAAAUGCCUUUUUAUGAAUGUAUACAUGCAUAAAGUAUACAGUCAUUUUAAUCUGUUUUUGUGUAGUAUUUUGUAUCAUUGUUGACCCAUUGGAACUGCCAACUUAUAAUCAUAUUGUACUGGUUUAAUGAGUAAUACAAGUCUAAUACAAGUUUUCAUUUGUGUGCCUAUUGCCAAAACUUGUACAAUUACUCUCCAGUCCUGAGAUUUAGGGGAAUUUACAAGCACUCUAGUGUGUACUGGAGCAUACACACUGCAGGUCUAAGUGAACGUGUUGUUGUCUCUGUGUAAACUGUACUAAACAAAGUGAAACAUAUAUCAGCUCUGCCAUUUGUACAUAGAUGCUUGUACUAAAAGAUGAGUAGUUUUGUUAACAUACCAAAGUUUAUUUGUAUGCAUGCCUUUCAAAUACUUUUAGGAGAGUGGUGUAAAAGAAUAAUGAUGUUUGCACAAAUAGAUUUUUGUAAAUAUUUGGUCUUUUUUGUAAAGCUUUAAGAAUCAUACCUUAAAAGAAACAUGGUUAAGACAAAACCGGAGUAGCAAAAAUAAAGACAUGUGCAUGCUUGUAA
This is a messenger RNA of Boleophthalmus pectinirostris (great blue-spotted mudskipper), 7286 nucleotides long. Its product is annotated as sickle tail protein. The record is from RefSeq and is a predicted model, not a curated record. Gene Ontology annotation, cellular component: cytoplasm. Lineage: Eukaryota; Metazoa; Chordata; Actinopteri; Gobiiformes; Gobiidae.